AUGUCGCAACCCCGGUUAUUACGAGCAUCCCGAUUGUCUUUUCUUUUUUCUUCGACGAAUUAUUUUAGGCAAAGGGCUCUAUUCUCUACUUCAUCGAGUUUGGGCUUGCGCCGGCGGCCGAUCCGUCGAACUACAAUAGCUGCUCCAAGACAGGCACAGCAAGCCAGCGAUCCAGUCGCUCCUCCAAGUGUAGACAAUUUAUCCGCAAGCUCAAAGCCGGAGCCCCAGGUUGUCAGAAGCCAUGAUGCUACUAAAGAUACCAUCACAACAAGCGUCUUGCCUAAUAGCAACGCAUCAGAAGCACGAAAAGCGAAGGCCCCAAAACCGAGGGGACCUCUACCAAAAGGCAUAAAACCUUACCAGCAAGUAUUGUUCCAGAGUGAAUCCCUGCGUUUCAAAGAGGGCUCAUCUGUACCCGUCGGUGCGUCUAAGGAGGACCACUCGCCUCUCGCGGCAGCCGAAAAGUUCUUUGGGGAAGAUUGCCGGAUUCUCUACUCUGCAGAGUCUUUUUAUCACCAUCCUCAUAACGACCAUAUACCAGAGAUUGUGGUAUUGGGUGCCUCAAACGCUGGGAAAUCGUCGUUUCUCAACGCUCUUGUUGGCGGCAUGGAGGUGGCUAAGGUAAGCCAUAAGCCGGGUAAAACGACUACUAUGAAUGCAUAUGGUGUCGGGCCACGCCCAAAGAUUGCCAAGGAGCUUGUUCGGAAGGGCGAUGCGCCCCCCAAGCACAGUCUGGUACUCAUGGACACACCAGGUUAUGGCUUCAAGAGUCAGGAGGAUUGGGGAAAGACAAUUCUCAAGUAUCUCAAUGCCAGAAAGAUGCUUCGAGGCGCGAUUAUCUUGAUACCGGCCGACAAGAAGCUCCAGGAAACAGACAGAUGGAUGCUGAGGACCCUUGCUCGGUCAAAUACUCGAACCCUGGUUGUUAUCACCAAAGCGGAUAAACCUGGUGAUAGAUGGCAAGAUGCUUGCCAUAACCUUUAUACUCAGAUCCAAGGCAUCGUAAGCGGUCUUGAGGCACAGUCAGCUGCAAGCUGGAGAGAAGGCUCCGAUCGUAUGCUCGAUGUUUAUGCCACAGCUUCCAAGAUUGCGUUUAUAUCCCGCCAAAUGGGCAACGGCGGUGGGAUUGGGGGUGUUCGACUUGCAAUACUGGAAAUGGCCGGCUUCUCUUUGGGGGAUAGGAUCGAAAAGCAGCCCGAGACGAAAGCCUACACUGGACAAAUUGUCUCGUUUGACGAUAUUGUUUGGAAAUCUUGA
Fusarium sp. VM40 is the source of this 1257-nucleotide messenger RNA. The record is from the annotation of a GenBank genome assembly. NCBI's taxonomy places the organism in Eukaryota, Fungi, Ascomycota, Sordariomycetes, Hypocreales, Nectriaceae.